GACUGCGUAAAAGAAAGAAAGCGCUGCCGGUGACCGCGUCUCGCUAGAGUUGGGUUGCAAGCGCGCACGCGCUGUGGAUUUUUGAGAAACACUAUCUGUCCUUCGUGCGUUGGGCAUUCGUCGGCCAGUCGUCCACGCGACCGACACACAGGAUCGAGGCGACGACCUGCUACACCGGUGCACUCGAACAUGGAAGGCGAAUCUGAAAUCGCGGAGUUUUUCGCCGGCACUAGCGUCUUCCUCACUGGGAUCACUGGAUUUCUCGGCAAGGUGGUGUUGGAGAAGCUGUUGCGGUCAUGCCCCGACAUCGGUAACGUCUACGUCCUGGUGCGUGAGAAGAAGGGCCUGAAGGGCAAGGACCGUCUCAACCAGAUCCUCAAUGAGAAGCUGUUCGCCCCCCUGCAAGAUGAGCGCCCCGAGAUGUUCAGCAAGGUGGUGGUGGUGCCAGGCGACCUGGGCGAGCCGGACAUGGGCAUCUCCAACGCAGACCGGGAGCGCAUCAUCCAAGACGUGUCCGUCGUCAUACACGGCGCCGCCUCGGUGCGCUUUGACGAGCCACUCAGGGUUGCCGUCAACGCCAACGUGAGCGCGACCAAGCGUGUCAUCGACCUUUGCUACGAGUUGCAGAACCUGAAGGUCUACGUCCACGUGUCGACGACCUACUGCAACUGCCAUCAAAAGGAGCUCAGAGAAAUAGUCACACCUGCACAAAUCAGCCCGUCGAACCUGCUCAACAUCGCAGAGUGGAUGGACGAUUCGAUGCUAGAAGCUCUGGAGCCGAAGCUGUUCGAGGGUCGCCCCAACUCGUACACAUUCACCAAGGCUGUGGCCGAGAUGCUGGUCCAAGAGCAUGCUACCUCGCUGCCGGCUGUCAUCGUCAGACCCUCCAUCAUCACAGGCACCGCCAAAGAACCAUUCGCGGGGUGGGUAGACAACUACAAUGGUCCCACCGGGCUUUUGAUCGCUCUGGCCAAAGGUGUACUAACAUCUGUCUACGGAGACAUCAACAAGGUCACCGACUUUAUUCCAGUGGACAUGGUUGCCAACUGCGUUAUCGCAGCAGCCUGGCAAAGAGGCUCUGGACGGAGCCAGAAGAUGACCGUGUACAACAUGAGCUCCGGCGCCGACAACCCGCUGACAUGGCAGUACUUCUUGGACUGUGUGCAGAAGAUGCCCUACAAGAUCCCGUCCAAACUGACCCUCCGCUACCCACAGCCGCGCCACACCAACAGCAAAUUGUUGCACAGGAUCCGCAUGUUCUUCCAGCACUACCUCGUCGCCCAGGCAGGAGACGUGGCCUUGUGGGCCAUCGGAAAGAAGCCCAUGCUGUCGAGGCUAUACGUGAAGGUCGAGAACCACCUCGACAUGCUGGAGUUUUUCAGCACCAACGAGUGGUACUUCUACAAUGAAAACGUCAGGGCCCUCUACAGUGAACUCAACGCCACAGACAAGGACGUGUUCAACUUCGACGUGAAGACGAUCGAGUGGAAGCCGUACCUUCUGUCCUACUGCUUCGGCAUCCGAGAAUAUGUGCUCAAGGAGGACCUGUCCACCAUCAAGGAGGGAAAGCGACAGCUGGCAAGGCUUUACGUUGUGAGCAAGGUGAGCAACCUGCUGAUCCUUCUUGGAACCUGGCGGGUGCUCAAGAUGAUCUCCCUGGAUCCUAUUGACAUGAUCUACACGGCCAGCAGCUACGUCCAAGAGCUCAUCGACGCCUUCUGAAUCAUUGCGACGGCCUUCUCUCGUUUUUUGCCCCCAUUUUAUGCUUUGUUCCUUGGCGGGAGGAAACUCCGAAACCUUAUUUACACUUUCACAGCUUGACAAAGAAUACUUUUCAGAGCUCGGAAAACGAUAAUCGCGCUGCUUGAUUCUGUGACUCUGUCGUGGCCAUUCAAGUUACUGGCCUCUGCGAUCGCAAAGAUUGCACUGCUUCCUUAAAUCUGUAUCUUGCAGAAGAAAGUUGUUCUGCUUUUCCAGCUGUAACUGUACGCGUGACAGGAGAAAAAAAUCGGAAUGUGAAAGUUGCUAGGAAAGAAUUGGCCGGUUGUACGUCUGGUUAGGCUUCCAGUAAAUUGCCGAGGGUUCUUAUAUGCGUUAUCGUGUGCGACAUGGGUUAUGGGCUUCGCAAACCUCGGUGCUGUGUGUCCCUGACGCGGAGGGAUCCAGAUUCUGCGUGCCUUCCGUGUUUCGGAAACGCCAGUGGCACGUGCCCCGGCUUGACUCCGUGGAGCUGACAGAGGGCCUCAGUGUGGCGCGCAGUCGUAUCAUAGCAGCGCGCACGUAAAACGGAAUACCGGUAGACGUCUUCGGGAACAGCGGCGCUGCUGAUGCCUUAUCGUGACCCUGUGAUCAACUAUAUUAGACGCAUGAAGCGUUUUAAGUAGCGCCACACUUCUUCGAAAAAUAAAGUGGGAAAAGUCACUUCAUACGGAUUGCAGUCGAACGCCUUUAUAACGAAGUGCUUGGCCCCUCCGAAAUCCUUCGUUAUACAGGUCACCUUGUUGGAAAAGUGUGGCAUCGCACCCCUAACUAGACAACCGGGGGAUAAAAUUAUUCUUCGUUAUACAGUUCAAUUAGUUGUGUAGGCGUUCUAUGUAGAGGCGUUCGACUGUACUUUGUUGCCGACAUGCGUCCACCAACAGCAAAGUGUACAGAGCCGGCCGUUGCACUGCAGGUUUCACACGCGUUCCUCGAAAAACGAUGCCUCAGCCUGUUGGCAAACAUUGCUGCUGUUUGCGUCUGCGUCUUUUGGCAUUCUGAUGUCCGAAUACGUUAGUACGUCUUGGCUCUGUUUACAUCGUCUAAUAAAUAUGGGACCAAAGUCCGAGUUGGAGGCCCCGUUGAGAACAGUACUUUAGCCACAGUGAAUACCGGGGUGUUUUGAGUACCCCUUCGCCAGUACGAUUCUGAGUGCCUUGGAACAGCGAAUGCUAAUUAGCCCUUGCACUUUUGCGUUUGUAACCGUCAGACGCUACCUUCUCAAAGAAGCGCGCAGAUGUACAUAUUGCAUAUUUAUGGAUUUCACAAAGCAGCGUAUGUGUGCAGGCUUCUCCCCUUUUUGGUUGCGGCACUAAGGCAGUGUCCGUCAUGGAGGUACGAGUGUACGCGUGCGCAAGACUUGGUGUUGUUCGUUGAGUGCACCAUCACUGUACAUAUCAUGUAAAUACAUGCUUUUAUGUUCAAUAAAUAGUACUCACGCACAUG
Molecule: messenger RNA, 3204 nt
Organism: Dermacentor albipictus
Lineage: Eukaryota; Metazoa; Arthropoda; Arachnida; Ixodida; Ixodidae
Product: putative fatty acyl-CoA reductase CG5065
Biological process (GO): long-chain fatty-acyl-CoA metabolic process
Cellular component (GO): peroxisome
Molecular function (GO): alcohol-forming very long-chain fatty acyl-CoA reductase (NADP+) activity
Source: RefSeq, a predicted model, not a curated record